UCGGUACCAUUACAUUCACCGAAAAAACAACAUAGUUUUACAGAUAAAGUUACCGUUUUAUCUAAUUAAAUUUAAUCUUAGGGGUCUUACCAAUGGCCACAUGUUGCACCCAGUCGAAAACUACAUCAAGAUUCUGGGGUGAAACCCGCGGCCACUAUCAGCAAUACGCGCGGCCCUUCAUUAUAAAUACAGUUCUCGCCAACAUCUUUUUCUCGGUUUCAUCUUCCAAGGGGUCCAGGAACAAAUACUAAAAAUCUUUCAGAGUGUCUGCAACUAUGUCGGACGUGGAUUCAGAGACAGAGUCUCAAGGUCAGGGCGUAAGUGCUCUCGAUGAGUUUCGCGAGAGUUGGCAGCGGGAGCUACAAGUGCAGGCGGAGCACACACAGGCGGACACCGGUUCAACUGUACAUGCCAGUGAGGCUGAUCUCCUGCAGGCCAAAGCGGAGAGUCUGUACCGCACGGCCGUGCAGCUGGAGCAGAGAGGCAAGGUCUACGACGCAAUACCUUUCUACCGCAAAGCCACGCAGAUUGUGCCCGAUAUUGAGUUCAAGUUCUAUGAGCAGCAGAAACUAAACAAUGAGGUCAACAAAAAGUAUCACAAUCUGGCCAACGACUUCUCCAAGCAACUUGAUCUCGGGCAGCAGCAGGCCGAAGGGACAGAAGGCGACCACAAGUUGAUUGACAACUUGUAUGAAAAGUUCCAGCAUGAUCUACGCCAAGAUAGUGCGUACAAAGGCAAGCUAAUGGCAUCUAGCCGCGACCCCGGUGUUCUCUCCACCGGACUACACAUCUCUGAUUUGCCGCCCGAAAUUGUGAUGCGAAUUCUGCGCUGGGUGGUAUCCUCCCAGCUGGAUAUGCGCUCACUGGAACAAUGCUCCGCUGUCUGCAAAGGCUUCUAUGUGUAUGCACGCGACGAGGAGCUCUGGCGACUGGCAUGUGUAAAAGUUUGGGGCCACAGCAUUGGUACUUUGGAUGCCCAAGAUGCUGAGAAUUCCACCGUCUACUACUCCUGGCGCGACAUGUUUAUUCGGCGGGAAAGAGUUAACUUCAGCGGAUGUUACAUCAGCAAGACCACGUACCUGAGAAUGGGCGAGAACAGUUUCCAGGACCAAUUCUAUCGACCUGUCCAGCUGGUGGAGUAUUAUCGCUAUAUUCGAUUUAUGCCCGAUGGCAAGGUUCUCAUGAUGACCAGCGCCGACGAGCCAGCGCAGGGUGUCACCAAGAUACGGAAUGUGCACAACAUACGUCCAGAUGUUUUGCGUGGUCGCUACCGGCUCUUUGGUGACACAGUGACUCUGGUGCUGCAAAAAUCAUCACAGUCGAGGCCAACCACAGGGCAUCUGCGCCAGAGACGUGGCAGCGUCAUGCCUUUGGACGAGGACUCGAAUGCCACGCAGUUUCUGAUUGAGCUGCGCAUCAGCCACUCACCCAAGCGUCGCUGCGCCCAGUUGGUCUGGUCGCACUACGCGCUGGUGCAGAAACGCAACAAGGUGGACACCAGCUCGGAGUUUGACCUGACGGAAGCAAAAUAUCCAUCGCUGUGGUUCUCGCCUGUCAAGAGCUAUCACCUAGACGCCGAUGCACCAUUGGUAUAAGCUAUAAUAAACGUUCCUGUAAGAAUGGAAAUAAA
Drosophila guanche is the source of this 1630-nucleotide messenger RNA. RefSeq names its product F-box only protein 9. Gene Ontology annotation, molecular function: protein binding. The record is from RefSeq and is a predicted model, not a curated record. Gene Ontology annotation, cellular component: SCF ubiquitin ligase complex. Lineage: Eukaryota; Metazoa; Arthropoda; Insecta; Diptera; Drosophilidae. Gene Ontology annotation, biological process: SCF-dependent proteasomal ubiquitin-dependent protein catabolic process. The transcript is spliced from 3 exons. Bases 276 to 1595 code for a protein of 439 amino acids.